AUGUUUGAGUCGAGGGACUACAUUUCGGACUAUGAAUCCGAAACCUCCAGCAAUAUCGAUCGUGACAGUGAGAUAAGCCAAUCUGACAUACCUCCUUCUAAAGAUAAGGAGCUAUGGGAAAAACCUGCCAGGCCUCGUUUCCCAGCUUAUGGAAACUCGAAAGCGGUUUUGGACGCAGAGAAUAAAAGAGCAUACAAUUCAACUAUCCGACAUCACCUGUUAAACCUUGAUGCUUUCGAACGUCAUAAGAAGUUGGUGAAUGACUAUUUGCAAUAUUACGGUGGAUCAUGGAAGGACUUCCAGCGUGACACUUCAAAGGAUAAGACAGAUAUUGACGUUAUAAAAGAGCAUGGGAGGUUUUUGUGGUCAGAAGAAGAUGAAGCGACAUCAUGGUCCGACCGUCUUGCUAAAAAAUACUGGGAAAAACUAUUUAAAGAGUAUUGCCUUAUUGAUUUAUCACGUUACAAGGAAAACAAGUUUGGUAUGAGAUGGAGAUUAGAAAAAGAAGUAAUUUCCGGUAAAGGUCAGUUCACUUGUGGAAAUGUAGCUUGUCCAGCUGGAUCUGAACGUCUUCGUAGUUGGGAAGUGAAUUUUGUCUAUCAAGAACGUGGUGAACGACGUAAUGCUUUGGUCAAAAUACGUUUAUGUCCUCCUUGCUCUGAAAAGUUGAAUUAUCGAUAUCGGAGACGAGAUGUUACUGGUAAACAGUUAAAUUUACACCAAGGUCAUGAUGAACGCAUCACCAAUCCACAAGAAACAAAUAAUGGUGAUGAUAAGAAUAUAGAAUCUUCAAGUACUUCCCCUUCCUCAAAGCGUCCACGUAUCGAUGACGCUAACGAUAAUUGUGACAAUGUCAAAUCGUUAUUAUCUGAAGAUAAAUCUGCCGAUCUUAAUUCAGUAUGGUGUUGUCAAUCGGGACAGAAUAGCAGUAAAAAAUCCACUGCUACGAGUUAUGCUGGUGGUACCAUCAAAACACAGGGUGAUGAAUUUGAUGAAUAUUUUGCCGAUAUGUUAAUGUAA
This is a messenger RNA of Schistosoma rodhaini, 1020 nucleotides long. The record is from the annotation of a GenBank genome assembly. NCBI's taxonomy places the organism in Eukaryota, Metazoa, Platyhelminthes, Trematoda, Strigeidida, Schistosomatidae.